Messenger RNA from Solanum stenotomum, 1661 nucleotides. RefSeq names its product U11/U12 small nuclear ribonucleoprotein 59 kDa protein. The record is from RefSeq and is a predicted model, not a curated record. The coding region runs from base 82 to 1317 and encodes 411 amino acids. Lineage: Eukaryota; Viridiplantae; Streptophyta; Magnoliopsida; Solanales; Solanaceae. The transcript is spliced from 9 exons.
GGCGCCCAUCAAAGAACCAAUUUUUGCUACCUGAAAUCAUCGAUUCACAUCUGCUAGGGUUUAACACUUCCUCAGUUGAAGAUGCAGUACCCAAUGAAUCAACCGGGGCCACCACCAUUCGGACGACCGUUACCUCCGCCACUACCGGCUUUUCCACCGGCGUCAAGUGCUUUCUGGAAUAGCUCCACCAAUGUGGUUGAUCACCUCAAAAACUUACACGACACCGUGAAUCUGGCGACAGCUUUGAAGAAGGAGUUGGAAAUGUUAAUUACGUUGAAAAACAAGAAAGAAAAUUCUGAGGAGGGUUCAGAAAAUGGGGCUAGUGCAGGCUCUGUUGAUAGUUGUGUGAAGUUUAUGGAGCAUUCUAGGAUCAAUAUGGAAAGCCAAGAAUCAUUGUCGUUGGAAGCGGCUAAUGCUUUAAUGUCAAAAUUGAGAGCUCAGUUGGAACCUUUUAGAGUUAUCACAGAUGAGAUGGCCCCAUGGGAGGAAAAAUCUGCAACUGUUGGAUUAGCAAAUAAAAUGCACAAGUACAAAAGGAACAAACUUUGGCGAAAGAGGAAGAGGAAACACAUUGCAGAAAAGCUAGCAAAGGAGCGAGAGCAAUAUGACCAAAUUGAUAUGGAAGCUGAUGAAUGGAGGGCCAGAGAGAUAGCCAAGGAUAUUGCAAAACGCAAGGUUGAAAAGAUGAAAGAAAUAGCAAAGCUAAAGGCAAAAGAGGAGAAAAGGAGACUAGAAUCUGAGCUUGAGCUGGCAUUGAUAGUAGAGAAAUUGCAAGAAUUACGUUCCAUCAGGGUUCAGAAAUUGAAGAAGCAAGGUCACUUUCUCCCUGAGGAGGAUGACAAGUUUCUAGAAAAAGUAAGAGCUGCAGUUGAGGAAGAAGAGCGACAGGCAAAGGCAGCAGCUGAUACAGCUGCUGCUAAGGAUGCAAUUGCAACUGCUGAGGUAUCCAGGAAAACAAUUCAAAGUCAAAGACCAGAGCCUGGUGACCUGCAUGCUAAUACUGAUGACGAUAAAAUAAAUCCAGACCAAAUGACUGUGGAUAAAGAUAAAUCAGGUCCUACACCUGUCAAUGAGUUGGAAAAAGUUGGAUCUAAAGUGCUAGGCUCAGCCAGCUUACACGAUUCUGUGGCAAAUCUACCAAUGGAAUUUUAUCACUAUUACUAUGGCAGUAAUCAUGAUUUGGGAACGCUUAUAGAGGUAAGAAGAACAUGGGAUGCAUACAUCAGACCUGGAGGAAGCCGAAUACCUGGGCACUGGGUCCAGCCACCACCUCCAGCAGAUGCGAUAUGGGCAUCCUAUCUGGCGAAGCCUAAAUGACAUUUUUAUAGGUGGUUUCCUAGUGCCUAAGCAUCGCCUUUGCAGAUUGUCUCGUUUGCUGGCUAUCCUACUAAAUGAUUCGUGAUCUUUCAGCAUUGCGCCUUUGAUGCUUGUGGAGGACAUCAAGACACGGACAAAAAGGUUUGUGCCUAAUUUUUCUCUCUCCCCCCUGAUCAACAGAACUCCAAGGCAAACAUGAAGGACUGACUUUGUCUGAAACAAGGUUAAUUUAAGUGCAAUACUGUCCAAGGAAGACAUUGAUCAUUGCUAGGAGAGCAGGCAUGCCAUUUAUGGACUUCCCAAGGGGAUCAAAUAGCAGGAGCUGAUAUUGCCAUAGUAGCUAC